Molecule: messenger RNA, 882 nt
Organism: Lactuca virosa
Lineage: Eukaryota; Viridiplantae; Streptophyta; Magnoliopsida; Asterales; Asteraceae
Source: the annotation of a GenBank genome assembly
CUAACAACACAUCACACGUAUUCUCCCACGCAUGACUCGUAGAUAUUCCCAUUGUCGUUUCAGGCCCCCCUCUCCAUUGUUUCUUCCGUUCUCUUCAACCCCAUUUCCCCCAAAAUUCUCCCUAUUUCAACUUCUUCCAAUUGCUGCUUUCACGUUCACGGUCUACAAGGUAACGAGCGAAGAGAAUGGCGAGAAUGAGUUCUGUUUGGAGUCCAAAUCCACCAUUGGAGUUGAGUUUGCUACGAGAACUAUAGAGGUCGACGGAAAGACGAUAAAGGCUCAAAUUUGGGACACGGCGGGGCAAGAGAGGUACAGGGCAAUCACGAGUGCCUACUACCGAGGCGCCGUCGGAGCUCUUCUGGUGUACGACAUAACAAAAAGACCAACCUUCGGCAACCUCCAAAGGUGGUUGCGUGAGCUCAGGGAACACGCCGACGGUAAUAUUGUUCUGAUGUUGGCCGGAAACAAGUCGGAUCUGAACCAUCUGCGAUCGGUGGCUGAGGAAGAUGGUCAAUGUCUUGCUGAAAAAGAAGGGCUUUCGUUUCUGGAAACAUCGGCACUUGAAUCGUAUAAUAUUGAGAAAGCUUUUCAUACGCUUUUGACGGAUGUAUAUCGGAUUGUUAGUAAGAAAGCGUUGGCGGCGAAAGAAGCGGCGAUGGGCUUACCGGGAAAUGGAACCACCAUUGAUGUCGGUGAUGCGUUGGGGAACACAAAGAGAGGUUGUUGCUCUUCUUGAGCGCCAUGUUUGGUGAAGUAAAGAUUUGGUAGCAAAGCACAUAUGUGAUUUGUAUUGCAUUUUUUUUUUAAUCUUUGAUGAGGUCUUUAUAGAAAAAUGUUUUUGAAGAAAUGUUAUUGUGAGAUUAUUGACAUGCAAUUACGCAC